Chrysoperla carnea is the source of this 2119-nucleotide messenger RNA. RefSeq names its product E3 ubiquitin-protein ligase MSL2 (gene msl-2). The record is from RefSeq and is a predicted model, not a curated record. The transcript has 4 exons. Gene Ontology annotation, molecular function: ubiquitin protein ligase activity. The coding region runs from base 137 to 1486 and encodes 449 amino acids. Gene Ontology annotation, cellular component: MSL complex. NCBI's taxonomy places the organism in Eukaryota, Metazoa, Arthropoda, Insecta, Neuroptera, Chrysopidae.
AUAUUUAUAAAUAACUUGUGGUUUAUGUACAUGUGCCUUUUGAAACCAUUUACUUUGUAAAUUUAAUAAGUGUUUAAAAAUCAAGUUUUUAAGAAAAAAUAAAUAGUGAAUGCUUAAAUAAGAAUAGUAACGGUCAAUGGAAGAUUUUGCCGGUAGUUCGAUAAUGAACGCAAUAACACUUUAUUUAUCAACAUGUAAACUAAUUAUGAAAAUUGAUAAAGAUGAUCCAACUACAUGGACCGAUUUAUACCGGUUAGUACCAUAUUUACGACAGUCCUUAUCAUGUUCAGUUUGUUCGAAUUUGGCAUUGGAUCCACAAACACCGUCACGCGGUAAUUGUCAGCAUCAUGUAUGCCGGGCUUGUCAAAAUGGUCGGAAAAAAUUAAAACCAUCGUGUCAAUGUUGUCGAGUGUACACGGAAUAUCGUGAAAACUGGCAAUUACGUUCAAUUCAACGUUGCUAUAAACAAUUGUGCGUUUAUUUUAAGACAACAGCUGCUUAUAAAAAUAUUUUUGAUUUAGCGUUAAAUUCGAAUGAUUCAGCUGCAUCAAAUUUAAUGGAAUUAAUAUGUGAAGCUUCAUUGUUUACGGAUAAUUACAAAAAUUUAUCAUCACAAACGGAUUAUAGUAUAUUACCGUAUGUUUAUGUAAGUUCAGCAGCUACAAACCAAAAUUCACGAGUUACCUUAGCGACUACAUCGACGUAUACUUUAUCAAGUUCCAGCGCGACUACAACAAAAUCAUCAAUAUCAGUGCCAAAUGGGCAAGAGGAUUCUUCAUUGCAAUCACAGGACAGUUUGGAUGUUUUAUUUACAACACGGCCCACAGUAAAUACAAACACAUCUUUAGUAAACAUACAAAAUUAUUCAAUUCCUUCAAACAAAAUACUCAACUUCAAAAGAAAUGUAGUUACUGGAACAUCAAAUAAUGUUAUUAACAACCAAGUUUGCAAUAAUGAUGAUGUAACAACAAAUAAUUUCUACAUGAAUGAAAUUACAUCAUCAACGUGUACACCAAUUAAUACCAGUUUUAAGAAACCAGCUGCAAAUAGAGGAUCUAGUCGUUCGGUACAAGUGAGACGGAAAGGUUGCCGUUGUGGGAAUGCUACUCCAACACCAGGAAAGUUAACAUGUUGUGGUCAACGAUGUCCAUGCUAUGUGGAUGGUAAAGCUUGCUUGGAAUGUCGAUGCCGAGGAUGUCGGAAUCCACACAGAGCCGAUGGAGUGAAGGUUCGGCCACAUAUACCAGCAACUCAAAAUUUACAUAUACAUUAUCCUGAUACACCAAAAGUACAAGUGGAUAUUGAACCAGAUCCAAUAUCGUUAAAUACAAUAUCAUUUUCUACACCAAAUUUAAAAGUGGUUGGUUUAUAUUCUGGUGAUUUAAAUCAAAUUAGUUCAACGGUACCUUCAGCAAUAUUAAUGGGUGAUGAAACUUCUGAUAUAUUAGGAGAAGGCGAAAACAGUGAUCUAGAUUUAGAUAUAUGACAUCCUUGGAUGAAUCCUAUUGAGGAUUAUUUUCGUCACAAUUAAUAAAUUUUCAAUUAAUUAUAACAAUUCCAACUGUGAUAGCAUAUUCUUGGAUUAUAAUUGGUUUCAACAAAGUAUUAGUUUACGUCGUUAAUAUUUUAUUCAAGGAACUAGUCCGACACAUGGUGCCAAUGUACUGACUUAUUUUCUGGCAGCAUCCAUGUUAAAACGAUGCAGGAUAGAGAGGCAAACAAUAGUUCUCAAUGAAUCCAGGAUCGUCAAGUUUCAUCUGCAGUUUUCCUGAAUCCUGAAGACAUGAGCCAGUUCUUUAAGUAUAUUAUCGUAGUGCAACAUCCACUCAGAAAACCUUAUCUUGGCUCGCUUCAGGAGCUUUAUCUAGAUCUGCUCUUUUUGGUGUAUAAUGUAUGUUGGUAUACAAUACUUUCACUUCUUUGAAUUUUAUCGAACAACAUUGAGUCCUAAAACUAUGAAAAAAACAACAGAAUAAGGUGGUUUUUUUUAUCAUCUACUUGAAUUUAGGUCAGUACUUUGUUACUCUUCGCCUUAGAAAAAUUGACGAAGGUCAUUCUAUCGAAAAUAUCCAUAAAUAAUGAUAAAUAUCUCGCAUCGUUAAUUAUUGGGCUACAGAGC